Messenger RNA from Fusarium vanettenii 77-13-4, 1317 nucleotides. RefSeq lists its product as uncharacterized. Gene Ontology annotation, cellular component: plasma membrane. The transcript is spliced from 3 exons. Bases 1 to 1317 code for a protein of 438 amino acids. The record is from RefSeq and is a predicted model, not a curated record. Gene Ontology annotation, biological process: adenylate cyclase-activating G protein-coupled receptor signaling pathway; cell surface receptor signaling pathway. NCBI's taxonomy places the organism in Eukaryota, Fungi, Ascomycota, Sordariomycetes, Hypocreales, Nectriaceae. Gene Ontology annotation, molecular function: G protein-coupled receptor activity.
AUGUCGUCGUCAGAAAUUCUCACUGCGUCGCAGCUCAAUUCCAUAAGCAUCAUCGAACGAGUAUGCUCGGUGUUUUCCCUGCUAGGCUCCCUCUUCGUCAUUGGCACGUUUGUGUCAUCCAAGGCGUUUCAUAAACCCAUCAACCGUCUCGUCUUUUACGCCUCGUUUGGAAACAUGAUGACCAAUGUCGGAACAUUAAUGUCGAGGCAAUACCUGGGUUCCCCCUCCUCGGUGGGAUGCCAGUUCCAGGCCUUCUUGAUCCAGAUGUUCAUGCCCGCAGACGCAUUCUGGACUCUUUCCAUGGCCAUCAAUGUGUACUUGACAUUCUACUUCAAGUUUGACGCCCGAAGACUACGCAAGAUGGAAAUCCCCUACCUCGUCGGCUGUUACGGAAUCCCAUUCAUCCCUGCCUUUGUUUACAUCUUCAUCAAGAACAAGCAAGGCGAGCGAAUGUAUGCCGGAACCAAAGCCAAUGCUGACAUUCACAGGGUCGUCAUUGCCAUUACUUUCUUCAUCUAUAUCCGCGCUGGUCACACCAUCUAUCGCAAGCGAAGAGACCUCGAUAACUUCAGCUCGACUGAUCAGGAUCUCACCUCUCUUGGGGAUGCUCUCGCUACGAUCAAGACUACUGAGGUUUCGGUGACGACCGAAGUCAUGUCCCCAAAUGCAAUCCACCUUCAACCUAUGGGCCGCCGAGCUCCGGAUGUCAACAGCCCGCAGGACACAAACGGAGCUUACUCGGUCACUAUCUCGGCAGAUACUAGCUCCGGGGAUGUUGCCGAUGUAGUACUUCCGAUCCAGCAACAGCAGACGCGGACCAGCAUGCAGGUGCCCCCCGUUCAGCGCAACCCGGCUCGGCGAAGAAACCGCGAGCUCAACAACGCAGCAUGGCAGUACACCAAGUGUGCCCUCCUAUUCUUCACGGCCAUCCUCAUUACCUGGAUCCCGUCGAGCGCCAACCGUGUAUAUGCUGUGUUCCACACCAAGCAUUCUUCAGUCCCGCUCGAGUUUAUGAGCGCUUUUGUGCUUCCGCUGCAGGGUUUCUGGAACGCGCUCAUCUACAUGGUCACAUCGUGGGGUGCAUGCAAGAGCCUGCUGAGCGACCUACGCAUGGGUCGACGACCAGACGUGACUGAGUUGGUGGGUGGCAUGGCGCCUGAGAUCAGCGUGCACCAUCAUCAUCACCACCGACAUAAUCUUAGCCAGUUCCGGGCUAACACACGCUCAAAUAAGUACGAGACGGAAAGUAUGACGGAGCUGGCCAACGAGAGCAGGCCAACCUCGGACGAUGGACGGCGAGAUAACAUACACGUAUAA